UCAAUCUAGUAAAAUCAAUGGUGGACAAAGAUAAAAAUAACUUUCGAAAGUAAAUAACGUUGAACAAAUUGAAAUGAAAUCUCGUACAUGUAAUACUUUCAUUACGAUGGGUGGCUUCGACCGGUUUACUGUUACAUUACGUACACUGCACGAGCGUCGACUCGCACACUUUAGAAGAUGAAUACCGAAUCAAAAUAUUGUUUCUCGACAUGAGAUUAAAACUCGAAAAACAAGGUUGUCGUUAUCGCAAGGCAUCCGCCGGCGGCGAUAACGGUGACGCGGCCGAGCACCUGCACCUGCAGUGUGUGCCGAGAGCUGCGCGUGUGUGGCUGAGCGCGCCAUGCCGACCGCCGGUGAGCCCGGCGCCCGCCCUGACGCGCGUGACCACAGAGCUGCAGCCGACGCCGACGAGCCGGGAGAAGCUCCUCGCGCUCUCAACGACGCACAGCACGCGACGCCGCACAGUCACGAUGGGAACACGAGGAUUAACUCAACGGAAAGUGGAAGUUGCACUACAAGCUUUAACGUAGAUAACGAAGCUGAAAACGAAAUACCAUCCGAUUUAGGAAGAAAAAGAUCUGCAAACAGCAAAGACUGGACCGCUUCAAGCGAUGGGGACAAGGACGGUACAGACAGGAUAUAUAAAGACUCGGGCGAGGCGCUGGAGCUGGCACUGCUGCAGCUGGGGCCGUUCGGGCUGUACCAGCGCUACGUGCUGUUUCUGCUGCUGGUGCCGAACGUGCUGGCCGCCAUGCACUCGCUCAACUACGUGUUCGUCGCCGACCAGGUGCCGUUCCGAUGCGUGGUGCCCGAGUGCGAGGGCGCGGGCAGCAGCUUCGCCAACGCGACGCUGACGUCACUGCUGCCACCCGACCGCUGCCGCCGCUACGAGCCGCUGCCGCCGGGCGGCACCACCUGCGAGCGCGACCGCUUCCACCACAACCGCACCGUGCCCUGCGAGCGCUUCCUCUACGAGACCAUGGACACCAUAUACGCAGAGUUCGGGCUGGCGUGCAGCGAGUGGCGGCGCACGCUGGUGGGCACGCUGCGCAACGCCGCGCUGCCGCUCGCGCUGCUGCUCACCGGAUACAUCUCCGACGGGUACGCGAACGGCCAACUGUUGUGUGUAUGUCAGUUCGGGCUGGCGUGCAGCGAGUGGCGGCGCACGCUGGUGGGCACGCUGCGCAACGCCGCGCUGCCGCUCGCGCUGCUGCUCACCGGAUACAUCUCCGACGGGUACGCGAACGGCCAACUGUUGUGUGUAUGUCAGUUCGGGCUGGCGUGCAGCGAGUGGCGGCGCACGCUGGUGGGCACGCUGCUGCUCACCGGAUACAUCUCCGACGGGUACGCGAACGGCCAACUGUUGUGUGUAUGUCAGUUCGGGCUGGCGUGCAGCGAGUGGCGGCGCACGCUGGUGGGCACGCUGCGCAACGCCGCGCUGCCGCUCGCGCUGCUGCUCACCGGAUACAUCUCCGACGGCUGGGGCCGGCGCACGGCGCUGUGCGCGCUGGCGGCGUGCGCGGGCGCGCUGGGCGUGCUGAAGUCGUUCAUGCCGAACUACCGCGCCUACGUCGCGCUGGAGUUCCUGGAGGCCGCGCUGGGGUACGGCUUCAACAGCGCCGCUUACGUCAUGAUGGUGGAGCUGGCGCGGCCGUCGCUGCGGGUGGCCUUCGCGGCGGCCACCGGCGUGGGCUACGGGCUGGGCGGCGUGCUGUUCGCGCUGCUGGCCCGCCGCGUGCGCCGCUGGCGCCGCCUGCUGCGCGCCGUGUACGCGCCCGCGCUGCUGCUGCCGCUGUACGGGCUGCUGCUGCACGAGAGCGCGCGCUGGCUGCACGUCCGCGGCCAGCGGCGCCGCGCCGCGCGCAACGUGCGCCAGGCGGCGCGCUGGAACAAAGUCACCAUCGACGAAGAUCUGUUGAAGGCGAUCUGUGAAGACGAGCGAGCGGACGACGCGCCGACGCAAGGGAACCCCUGGCUGAGCUUGCUCCGCUCGCGGGCGCUGAUGCUGCGCCUCGCUCUGUGCGGCUGGUGCUGGGCCGCGGUGUCGUUCGUGUACUACGGGCUCACCAUCAACUCGGUGGCGCUGUCCGGCGACAAGUACACCAACUUCGCGCUCAACAUGGCGAUGGAGAUCGUGGCGUCGCUGCUCAUCAUGAUGGCGCUGGAGCGCUUCGGCCGCCGCCGCAGCAUCUUCGUCGCGUUCCUCGUGUGCGGGCUCGCCUGCAUCGUGCCCUACUUCGUCGCGCACAGCGGCGCGGGGCUGGGCAUGUUCUUCGUGGGCAAGCUGGCGAUCACGUUCGCCUUCAACUCGCUGUACGUGUUCACGGCCGAGCUGUUCCCCACGGACGCGCGCUCGUCGGCGCUGGCCGCCGCGUCGCUGCUGGGCCGCCUCGGCUCCGUGCUGGCGCCGCAGACGCCGCUGCUGAGCGUGUACGUGCAGGCGCUGCUGUACGGCGGCUGCUCGGCGUCGGCGGCGCUGCUGGUGCUGCUCGCGCCGGAGACGCGCCGCGCCGCGCUGCCGCAGUGCGCGCCGCACGCGGAGAGCCUGCGCGCGCCUGCAGCGACGCGCACCGCCCUGUAGCGGCGCGCUCCUGCUGGUCGUAGCCGUGCUGCCCCAGCGCUGCUGGUGCUGCCGCCAGCUCUGCUCGUCACGUUGAUCACAAGCGACUCAGACUCGCACGCGACUCCUGCAACGGGUCAAUUAUCGGAAAAAUUAAAAUGCUACUGCGCAGCAAAUUUGCUAUCAUAUAAGAACGAAUGCGCGUUUUCUUUAUUUUAUAUAGUCUUUAUUUUCCAUAAUUUCCAUACGUACCUAUCUGUGAUAUUGUAUUGUUUUUUUAAGUUGACUUGUUUAUAAGUUAGCAGAACCCCGCGUUUUCACCCCCCCUUAUAGUUUCCAUUCCCGAAGGAAUAAGAGAAUAUAAUAUCGCAAAAGCCAUGGAUUUUUUCAAGACAAAAAGUAGUAUAUAUGGUAAUCCAAGGUAUUACCUAUCUUUGCUUUAAAUUUCAGCCGGAACCGGUUAAGUAGUUGCGGCGUUAAACAGUAACAAACAUCCAAACAUCCAUACGAACUUUCUAACUCUCACAUUCCCUGUUAUACUACAGAAUACAUACCUAAGUGUAAGGAUAGGAUCAAAUUAUUAAAAUUUUUGAUAUUUGUUUACAUUAUCUACUUUUACUUACCCACGUUGUCUUUAUCCGACGUCCUGGUUGAGGUGAGUAAUACUGAAGUUUUUUUCUGGUUGCAUACGUAUACCCACCGAAGUUUAAGGGCUCAUAUUUGUUGGAGGUACUCAACAACAUGCAUAAUAUCUUAUUAUCAUUUGCCGCGUUCGAGUAAAUCGGAAAAUCCCUCUCGUUGGCUCCCCUACUAAUACAUAUAUACUAGUAAAUGAAGUCAGUACGCAUAGGUAAUCUAUUGUUAAGUAGAUACAGGACAAAGAUCUCGCGGGAUGCACGACGGAACUAGGUUCGAACCCGACACCUCGACUUGGCAGCAUUGCAGCAGAAAUCUCAACAUACUGUGGUGUUCAAGAAGUGCUAAUAAUAACACUAGUACUUAUGUAAUAUACCUAGUUCGUCGAGGGAGGUUCUUAGGUUUACGGAAUAAAACAUUUCAUACUUG
This is a messenger RNA of Bicyclus anynana (squinting bush brown), 3625 nucleotides long. RefSeq names its product organic cation transporter protein-like. Lineage: Eukaryota; Metazoa; Arthropoda; Insecta; Lepidoptera; Nymphalidae. Gene Ontology annotation, molecular function: transmembrane transporter activity. The record is from RefSeq and is a predicted model, not a curated record. Gene Ontology annotation, biological process: transmembrane transport. The transcript has 9 exons. Bases 341 to 2581 code for a protein of 746 amino acids. Gene Ontology annotation, cellular component: membrane.